Messenger RNA from Chlorocebus sabaeus (green monkey), 4794 nucleotides. RefSeq names its product BOC cell adhesion associated, oncogene regulated (gene BOC). Gene Ontology annotation, cellular component: axon. Gene Ontology annotation, molecular function: protein binding. NCBI's taxonomy places the organism in Eukaryota, Metazoa, Chordata, Mammalia, Primates, Cercopithecidae. The record is from RefSeq and is a predicted model, not a curated record. Gene Ontology annotation, biological process: cell-cell adhesion; axon guidance; nervous system development.
CUCCACUCCCCCCUCCGCCUCGUCGCGCGGUAAUGGGAGGCUCCUAGGCAGGAGAAGCAAAAGAAGGAAUUGUUUGCGAGUUCAGUCAUCCAAAAAGCUUCUUCCAUAUGGAGGGACCGGGUACGCUAGGCGCGGCGUCCCUUGCCUUGUCCUGCUGCCGCCGCCACGGCCGCCGCUUCCUGCCGCGGGGACCCUGAGCCCCGACCCGCCGGUGUCAGCCGCCGCGCGCGCACAGACACACACACACACGGACACACAAACACACACAGAAAAGACACAGGCGCACACACGGCGCGCACACCCUCACGCCCGCCACAGCCACACGCGCCCGCACGCGCCCUCCCUCUACGGCCGGCAACUUCUCCGUCCGGGGCUCCUUUGUUGGUCCAGCCGCGGCCGCUCGCCGGUGUUGUGUGUCCCCGGUGUCACCGUGCGUGUUGUGUGUCCGUGCGGCGCGGCGCUGUGUGGCUCCCUCUGCGCCCACCACGCUGGCCCCCGGGCCCCGGCUCGCCCUCCCCAGGCGCGGGCUGCAGCAGAGUUUCAGAACAAGCUUCCUGGAACCCACGACCCAUGAAAUCUUGUCAACAUUUAUACCGUCUGAGGGUAGCAGCUCGAAAGUAGAAGAAGUAGGUGAGGUUUUCUGCUCAGUGUGAUAACUCUGGCCUAUUAGGUCAGCCAUUUGUUCAUGUUUUGUGUUACCACUUGGAGAUGGUUUUUCUCAUCCUCAAGUAUUGGAAGUUCAACUUUGAGUGGAAUCUGGACUAAACUUCAGAGUGUUGCUGGGGACGGCAGUAUCUCUUUGUGUGACCCUGGCGGCUUAUGGAACGUUGGCUUCAGACCUUUGUGAUACACCAUGCUGCGUGGGACAAUGACGGCGUGGAGAGGAACAAGGCCUGAGGUCACACUGGCUUGCCUCCUCUUAGCCACAGCAGGCUGCUUUGCUGACUUGAACGAGGUCCCUCAGGUCACCGUCCAGCCUGCAUCCACCGUCCAGAAGCCCGGAGGCACUGUGAUCCUGGGCUGCGUGGUGGAGCCCCCAAGGAUGAAUGUAACCUGGCGCCUGAAUGGGAAGGAGCUGAAUGGCUCGGAUGAUGCUCUGGGUGUCCUUAUCACCCACGGGACCCUCGUCAUCACUGCCCUUAACAACCACACUGUGGGACGGUACCAGUGUGUGGCCCGGAUGCCUGCGGGGGCUGUGGCCAGCGUGCCAGCCACUGUGACACUAGCCAAUCUCGAGGACUUCAAGUUAGACGUGCAGCACGUGAUUGAAGUGGAUGAGGGAAACACAGCAGUCAUUGCCUGCCACCUGCCUGAGAGCCACCCCAAAGCCCAGGUCCGGUACAGCGUCAAACAAGAGUGGCUGGAGGCCUCCAGAGGUAACUACCUGAUCAUGCCCUCGGGGAACCUCCAGAUUGUGAAUGCCAGCCAGGAGGAUGAGGGCAUGUACAAGUGUGCGGCCUACAACCCAGUGACCCAGGAAGUGAAAACCUCCGGCUCCAGCGACAGGCUGCGUGUGCGCCGCUCCACCGCUGAGGCUGCCCGCAUCAUCUACCCGCUGGAGGCCCAAACCAUCAUCGUCACCAAAGGUCAGAGUCUCAUUCUGGAGUGUGUGGCCAGUGGAAUCCCACCCCCACGGGUCACCUGGGCCAAGGAUGGGUCCAGUGUCGCCGGCUACAACAAGACGCGCUUCCUGCUGAGCAACCUCCUCAUCGACACCACCAGCGAGGAGGACUCAGGCACCUACCGCUGCAUGGCCGACAAUGGGGUUGGGCAGCCUGGGGCAGCGGUCAUCCUCUACAACGUCCAGGUGUUCGAACCCCCUGAGGUCACCAUGGAGCUGUCCCAGCUGGUCAUCCCCUGGGGCCAGAGUGCCAAGCUCACCUGUGAGGUGCGCGGGAACCCUCCGCCCUCCGUGCUGUGGCUGAGGAAUGCCACGCCCCUCAUCUCCAGCCAGCGCCUCCAGCUCUCCCGCCGGGCCCUGCGUGUGCUCAGCAUGGGGCCUGAGGACGAAGGCGUCUACCAGUGCAUGGCCGAGAACGAGGUUGGGAGUGCCCACGCCGUGGUCCAGCUGCGAACCUCCAGGCCAAGCAUAACCGCGAGGCUACGGCAGGAUGCUGAGCCGGCUACUGGCACACCUCCUGCACCACCCUCCAAACCCGGCAGCCCUGAGCAGAUGCUGAGGGGGGAACCGGCGCUCCCCAGACCCCCAACAUCAGCACGGCCUGCUUCCCCGCAGUGUCCAGGAGAGAAGGGGCAGGGGGCUCCCGCCGAGGCUCCCAUCAUCCUCAGCUCGCCCCGCACCUCCAAGACCGACUCAUAUGAACUGGUGUGGCGGCCUCGGCAUGAGGGCAGUGGCUGGGCACCGAUCCUCUACUAUGUGGUGAAACAUCGCAAGGUCACAAACUCCUCUGACAAUUGGACCAUCUCUGGCAUUCCAGCCAACCAGCACCGCCUGACCCUCACCAGACUCGACCCCGGGAGCUUGUAUGAAGUGGAGAUGGCAGCUUACAACUGUGCAGGCGAGGGCCAGACAGCCAUGGUCACCUUCCGAACUGGACGGCGGCCCAAACCCGAGAUCAUGGCCAGCAAGGAGCAGCAGAUCCAGAGAGAUGACCCUGGAGCCAGUCCCCAGAGCAGCAGCCAGCCCGACCACGGCCGCCUCUCCCCCCCAGAAGCUCCCGACAGGCCCACCAUCUCCAUGGCCUCCGAGACCUCAGUGUACGUGACCUGGAUUCCCCGUGGGAAUGGUGGGUUCCCGAUCCAGUCCUUCCGUGUGGAGUACAAGAAGCUAAAGAAAGUGGGAGACUGGAUUCUGGCCACCAGCGCCAUCCCCCCGUCGCGGCUGUCCGUGGAGAUCACAGGCCUAGAGAAAGGCACCUCCUACAAGUUUCGAGUCCGGGCUCUGAACAUGCUGGGGGAGAGCGAGCCCAGCGCCCCCUCUCGGCCCUACGUGGUGUCCGGCUACAGUGGCCGCGUGUACGAGAGGCCCGUGGCAGGUCCCUACAUCACCUUCACGGACGCGGUCAAUGAGACCACCAUCAUGCUCAAGUGGAUGUACAUCCCAGCAAGUAACAACAACACCCCAAUCCAUGGCUUCUAUAUCUAUUAUCGACCCACAGACAGUGACAAUGAUAGUGAUUACAAGAAGGAUAUGGUGGAAGGGGACAGGUACUGGCACUCCAUCAGCCACCUGCAGCCAGAGACCUCCUACGACAUUAAGAUGCAGUGCUUCAAUGAAGGAGGGGAGAGCGAGUUCAGCAACGUGAUGAUCUGUGAGACCAAAGCUCGGAAGUCUUCUGGCCAGCCUGGUCGACUGCCACCCCCGACUCUGGCCCCACCACAGCCGCCCCCUCCUGAAACCAUAGAGCGGCCGGUGGGCACUGGGGCCAUGGUGGCUCGCUCCAGUGACCUGCCCUAUCUGAUUGUCGGGGUCGUCCUGGGCUCCAUCGUUCUCAUCAUCGUUACCUUCAUCCCCUUCUGCUUGUGGAGGGCCUGGUCUAAGCAAAAACAUACAACAGACCUGGGUUUUCCCCGUAGUGCCCUUCCACCUUCCUCCUGCCCAUAUACUAUGGUGCCAUUGGGAGGACUCCCAGGCCACCAGACCAGCGGACAGCGCUACCUCAGUGGCAUCAGUGGACGGGCCUGUGCUAACGGGAUCCACAUGAAUAGGGGCUGCCCCGCGGCUGCAGUGGGCUACCCGGGCAUGAAGCCGCAGCAGCACUGCCCAGGCGAGCUUCAGCAGCAGAAUGACACCAGCCGCCUGCUGAGGCGGACCCAUCUUGGCAAUGGAUAUGACCCCCAAAGUCACCAGAUCACCAGGGAUCCCGAGUCUAGCCCGGACGAGGGCUCUUUCUUAUACACCCUGCCCGAUGACUCCACUCACCAGCUGCUGCAGCCCCACCACGACUGCUGCCAACGCCGGGAGCAGCCUGCUGCUGUGGGCCAGUCAGGGAUGAGGAGAGCCCCCAACAGUCUCGGCCUAGAAGCAAUGUGGGAUCCUCCAUUUCACUCAGGGCCCCCAUGCUGCUUGGGCCUUGUACCAGUUGAAGAGGUGGACAGUUCUGACUCCUGCCAAGUGGGUGGAGGAGACUGGUGUCCCCAGCACCCCACAGGGGCCUGCGUAGGACAGGAACCUGGAAUGCAGCUCUCCCCGGGGCCACCGGUGUGUGUGUCUUUUGAAACAUCACUUCCCACAAUUUAGGCAGAAUCCAAUAUCCCAGAAAGACUAUAUAUAUAUAUAUAUUUUUUUUUUUUUUAAAGAAGAGACAGAGAAAAUUGGUAUUUAUUUUUCUAUUAUAGCCAUAUUUAUAUAUUUAUGCACUUGUAAAUAAUGUAUAUGUUUUAUAAUUCUGGAGAGACAUAAGGAAUCCUACCUGUUGAGGUUGGAGAGGGAAAAGAAAGAAGCCGCCACCUAACAGGAGUCCCCCAGGAAAGCACCGCACAGGCUGGCACGGGACAGACUCCUAACCUGGGGCCUCUGCAGUGGCAGACGAGGCUGCUGGAGGCCCACAGAUAAGCUGGCAAGAGGAAGGAUCCCAGGCACAUGGUUCCUCACAACCACGAGGUUGAAAAGCAAGGGUCACGGUAUCACAGCCUGGAGAUACCCACACAGAUGGCUGGAUCCGGUGCUACUGGAAACAUUUUCCUAAGAUGCCCAUGAGAACAGACCAAGAUGUGUACAGCACUAUGAGCAUUAAAAAACCUUCCAGAAUCAAUAAUCCGUGGCAACAUAUCUCUGUAAAAACAAACACUGUAACUUCUAAAUAAAUGUUUAGUCUUCCCUGUAACCUUCAA